Pseudovirgaria hyperparasitica is the source of this 1169-nucleotide messenger RNA. RefSeq names its product NAD(P)-binding protein. Lineage: Eukaryota; Fungi; Ascomycota; Dothideomycetes; Acrospermales; Acrospermaceae. Gene Ontology annotation, molecular function: oxidoreductase activity; zinc ion binding. The transcript has 2 exons. The record is from RefSeq and is a predicted model, not a curated record. The coding region runs from base 111 to 1031 and encodes 306 amino acids.
CGACCAUUCGAUUGUAUAUAAAGCUCAGCUGUUGCCAGCAACAUAUCAUAUAUUUCAUCCCAAAGAUCGUCAGGGCAGUAAUACUCAAUACCAAGAGUGGGUUGCUUUCGAUGAACACGAUUCCAGCGCCUCAGCCACCGGAAAAUGAACAUCUGAUCCAGGUACAGGCAGCGGCAAUAACCAAUGGAGAACUUGGUUGGGCCCCAUUCACAAAUUGGCCUGAGGAGCAUAUACCAAUCUACGACAUGACGGGCACCAUCCUCACCAAUGUUCCGGGCUCGAAGUUCAAAGUUGGUGAUCAAGUUUACGGUCAUACCGAUGCUUAUGGCGAGGGAGCCGCCUGCCAGCUAGCACAUAUAAACCACAGUGCAAUCGCCCUAAAACCAAAGUCACUCACCUGGACUGAAGCUGCAGCUGUACCGACAUCUUCACUAACAGCUUAUCAAGGCUUAUUCACUCACGGAGGCAUGAGUGAACCACAUGUCACGGACAUUCUUGCUAAGCCCAAUAUGGGUAAAAGGGUCUUGAUAACAGCUGCGUCUGGUGGUGUCGGUGUGUUUGCAGUACAGUUCGCGAAGCUGACGGGUGCAACUGUCGUGGGCACUUGUGGACCUGCUAACAAGGACUUCGUUUUUAGUCUUGGGACCGACGAGGUCAUCGACUAUCACAAGUACUCAAUUACAAAAUGGGUUAAUGGUGAGGAAUCAAAGAAAUUUGAUGUGAUCCUUAACUGUGCUGCGGAUCAUACAGGAGAGACCCUCUGCGACGCUGUGGCUGGCUUGAAGGAAAAUGGCGCCUUGAUCAGCAUCGUUCCAGGCUUCAAGGAGCCCGAGAGCCUUCCAUCGGGAGCCAAAGCGAUGUUCUUCAUCCUGAGUAGCCUCGGUCACCAGCUGGAAUCGAUAGCCAAAUUGUUCGACGAUGGCAGGUUGCACGUACAUAUUGAUAGUGCUUGGCAAUUGGAUCAGUAUCAGGAGGCAUUCGACAGGGCACAUUCUGGCCGCGCCAGGGGAAGAGUGGUAGUCAAAAUCUGAAUUCCAGCGCCGAAAUACUUUUCUGUCAGAAUCAUUUGAAUGAAAAACCUAUUUAACGUGUAGAAUACAGAGAAUCUCACACUCUACCACUAUUAAUGUCUGCCUUAGAAUGGAGGCAUGAGGGCUUGCCGGGAUUAU